AUGGAGGAACUACAGAAAAAAUAUUCAUUUAAUAACAAUUUGACAAAUUUGAACAAAUCAUAUGAGCAAAAUAAUUCUGUUUCGUCCAAUUCUAACUUGCAUAGCUUAGCUCCAGUUCUUUAUUUUCUUCCACCGUCGGAUCCGCGUUCAGAAAAUUCGUUUCGUAAUUACUCGUUUACCGGUGCUUCACAUUCACAGGAAUUUAAAAGACGUACUUCGAAAAAGAAGACCUCUAACGAACUUGCACAAAUCUCAAUAGAUAUGAAUGAAAAAAAGGAGCAUGAAACCGUAGAUAGCACUUUGGAUAAAGAGGUGAAUCCUGCACAGUUAAAUGAAACUAAUCUCUCUGGAGAGCAUCCAGCGCUCAAAGUUACCGAACAGGAUCAAACAGACAAUGAAGAUGACGAGGAGACAAAUUAUGAAGAUGAUGACCAAUCAAGCUUUCAGAAACUUCAUCCUUUCGAGAAAGAACGAAUAAAAAAUCAAUUGCGAUCACCUUUGCAACGCUUUCAAUCGACAUUUUUAUCUGUACUAUCUUUACUUUGGAAUACUUCGGAAGAUUAUAUGCUUCAGUUCAUCGAAUUAGAUUUAUAUUUCAAUACUUUUGAAUUUGAAUUUGGUCUAGGAUUUUGGAAUAUCAUUGAUUUUCUCUCAAUCGUUCCUUUUUACUUGGAUUUGAUGAUUCCUAUCUUAACGAUUGCUUAUUUAAAUACAUUACGACUCCUUAGAAUUUUGAGAAUAUUUCAAUUUGCUAAAAAUUCCGUGGGAUUUAAUAUUACGACACGUGUCUUCCAACGCUCCAUCACUCAAAUAGCCAUGAUGUCGAUUUGGGUCUUCGCUGUUAUAAUCACAUCGUCAACCCUCAUAUAUUAUACUGAACGUGGCAACUUAAAUCACAAUGAUUUUAUUUGGUAUCGAACCGGAGCUGACGGGCAAAUAGAGCCGAGUCCGUAUCAAUCAAUUAUUCACAGUUUCUGGUGGUCAAUCGUGACAAUCACGACUACCGGUUAUGGUGAUGCUGUUCCCGUAACAGGCUGGGGAAAAUUUAUCGCAGGAAUUACAAUGUUGUGCGGCAUUAUGUUGAUUGCUAUACCAACUUCGAUUAUCGGGUCUAACUAUGUAAACGAGUGGGCUUUAUAUCGACGUAUCGAAUUCCAGAUGCGAUUACGAAAAACUCGAGAAAAAGCAAACAAAGCAAGCGAAUUUUCCGGGAGCAAAACUAAACAAAUCGAAAUUCUUCGAAGUCAUAAUCAAACAAUGUUAGAAGCUCUAGCAGAGAUUCAAGAAAAAUUAGCAGACGUUAAUCCCCCUCGUUACUGGCAGAAAUAUAAGACUUUACAAAUGGAUUAUGAAAAAGCUUUAAUACAAAUCUCACAAUUAGAGAGCGAUGUAUUGAAAUGGAAGCGGAUAGCUGAAAACCUCGAUUGUUUUAACAAAAAGAUUUUUCCUGGAUCAAAAAAUCAUCAUGAUGGAACCCUUGGUGCUGGCAAAUGCGAACAUGAAACUUCUGGAGAUGGAAAUGAUGGCUUGCAUAGAACGGGAAAAGUGUGGGAUAAAUUCAGACCAACGAAUCAUCAAAGACAUCACACUAUAUUAGAAAAACGAGACUCUAGGUCUUACAGUGAUCAAGAAAUAGAGACCCAAGAAAAGAACAAAUCGAUAAAUUCAAAAUCAACAAGAGUUAUUUCACAGCUUCGCAAAAAGCUAACACUACACAAUCGAGAUAAAUUUCAUGCCGAACGUUCUCAUAGCAUUGAUAAGGAAAAAGUUGGUUCUAUUGAUCUGUAUUCUCACUCUAACCCAAUAAAUCCAGACGAAAGCUCAAAUAACGAUAAUACAGAACGGACUCAUAAUAAAAUGUUAUCUGGAAACCUUUCUGAUCCUGAGUACAAUUUACAGUCUGUUAUGACAUUUCCCAAAAAAGUUAAAAAGCUUGAACCGGAAACUGGAAAUUUUUCAGCUCGUCAAAAUAUGAAUGCAAAAAGUAAAUCUUCAAACAUGCUAUUUGAUUUGUUUAAAAACGGAAAAGAAGUCGCACAAAAUACAAAUCUCGAUAAAUUCGACUUAAAUACAGGCUCAGGUGCGGGUACUUCAACCGAUAUAGCGAUAGCAACUCCUGCUCAACACCAAAUUGAAGUUAUUGUCGAUAAUCCCGGUGUUAAAGCAACACCAGAAAAUGAAGAACAAUCUGAGCAGAAUAAACCGAUUUAUGUAUCGGCUUCACCAAUAGAUGAAAAAAAUUUACAUGAUUUUAACUCGGAAAAUUCGAAAUAA
Molecule: messenger RNA, 2274 nt
Organism: Ambispora leptoticha
Lineage: Eukaryota; Fungi; Glomeromycota; Glomeromycetes; Archaeosporales; Ambisporaceae
Source: the annotation of a GenBank genome assembly